Molecule: messenger RNA, 2075 nt
Organism: Oncorhynchus keta (chum salmon)
Lineage: Eukaryota; Metazoa; Chordata; Actinopteri; Salmoniformes; Salmonidae
Gene: dffb
Product: DNA fragmentation factor, beta polypeptide (caspase-activated DNase)
Exons: 7
Coding region: 126-1121 (331 amino acids)
Biological process (GO): apoptotic DNA fragmentation; apoptotic process
Cellular component (GO): nucleus; cytoplasm
Molecular function (GO): DNA endonuclease activity
Source: RefSeq, a predicted model, not a curated record
CACGUGCAGUUCUAAAACGCUAGAUGGCAGUAUAUUAGAUAUUUUCCAACCUGUCCUGUAGCUGGCAGCAUGCAUCGUUUCUUUGUGUGUUUCUGCACAUUGGUCUUCAUAGAAGAAAAGGCGCAAUGUUUGGACUUCAAAGAAAAAAACAAGUUGUCAAAAUAAGAAGCCUGAAUGAAACAAAAAAAUAUGGGGUGGCUGCAACAAGUCUGAAAGAGCUUCUCAAAAAGGGGAGUAAACUUCUACAGGUUCCACUCGUCGGUUCGCAUAUUUCCUUGUAUGAAGAUGGAACAGAAUUGACAGAGGACUAUUUCCGAAGUCUUCCAGACAAUGCUGAACUUGUCCUUCUUGCCAUGGAUGAGAGAUGGAGCGGCUUUGUCUGCGACAUAGGCCGGUUGCUGGACACCGACAGGAACUCAGAUCUUCUGAUUGAUGCGGCUACGGGGCUUCUCUCAAACGAGCGGUCUCCAAAGAGACGCAGACUCCUGGGGGACCUGCUCCUGCACUUGAAGGACAGCUCUGAGGCUGAAAACAGAGAAGACGAUGAAGACUGGUUCCAAGGAAUUGAUGACAGAUUUAAGACCAAAUCGGCCUACAUGAAGUACAACUGUGAGAACAGGAUUCGUGGAUACAUGAAGGAGGUGCAUAGUUAUGCUCAAACAAUCCAAAAACCUAAAAUCAAGGACGAAUACAAGAAGACUGCAGAGUGCUUAGUGAUGCAGCUGAAAUCUGACAAGUACAAUGGUUGCUACUUCAACAGGAAAGAAAAGGAACAAAAUCGACUAUGCACCCAGGAAGGAUGGUUCUCCUGUCAGGGUGCUUUUGACCAUGAUGAAUGCAAGUCCCUUCACUCAAUCAACCCCUAUGGAAACCGAGAGAGCAGGAUCCUCUUUAGCACCUGGAACUUGGACCACGGGAUUGAAAAGAAGAGGACAGUCAUUCCUACCCUGGUGGAAGCACUGCAGAAACACAAGAGCAGCAACAUAAACCUGGACUAUUUUUACAAACUGCUGUUUACUCGGGAGAAUCUGAAGCUGGUACAUAUUGUAUGCCAUAAGAAAGGUGCCCAUGACUUGCUCUGUGACAAAAAUAAAAUUUACAAACAGGGCAAACGAAAAUGAUUCUCGAAAGUGACGGGUAUAUUUUUUUCUACUGUUUAUUCUUAAAUUUUGUAUUUCUUUAUUAACUAGCUAACAGAUGAAGUGCAAGACGCAUGAUAACUGGUAAAUAACUAAAUGUAAUUAUGGGCAGGGAACAUUUCUGCUAUCAGAACAGCUUAUUUAUUGAUCAUUUUGUGCUAGUGAUUUUAAAGCACUCCAUCAUGAGCUAUUGUUUGGGUAAUAGUCAAUGGACCAAUUGCAAAUCAUACCAAGCCCUACACACGGGUAUAUUCCGUUCGAUUCAACGUUUGCCCCAUCGCGUGUCAGUUUGUACUGAACACGUUCCCCCCAAUACAGCACACACCAGUCUUCAAUAGCCUUUGAGGUACAUUUGGUGGGUGUGGCCUGAUCAAUAUGGAUGUGACCAUUUCAAAUGGCAAAAUGUGUCGCACACGCCAUACAGUCGCUCUCUGGACCACCAUAAUGACACCGUUCAACUAUUUGCUCAGAACAAUACUGCUUCCAUUGAAAUUAAAUGCUUAACAUUGUUCUGUACUACUGAAUGCACCCCUGGUGAUUUGAUUGGUAUAAGCAAAUGGUGAAACUUCCCCCCAGCCUAUCGGUGGAGCUAUUACCAUAUUGAUUACAUCUGUCAAAUCCUCUCUGAACUCCAGAAGAGCAUAGGGUGGGGAGGUUGAAAUAUUAAAGGUUUGACUAUUGUUGGAGUCAAGCAGAUUUGAUGAUUACAGCUGAUUUGAGCGCAGCUCCAUGGCCUGUAAGUGUAAUUAGAUAAUUAUGUGAUAAAGUUCUGCUUAGUUUCAAUAGCACAAUACAAAAACAGCAGACACAGGUAAUUGAACAUUUAAGUUCUUGUAUUGGCAAUGCAACUUUGACUACAAAUAUUGUGCAUACAUAAGGCAUUCAGUAACAAUAUUGUAAAAGAUACAAUAUAAAUAAAACUAUCUGAGCACUUAA